This is a messenger RNA of Helianthus annuus (common sunflower), 999 nucleotides long. RefSeq lists its product as uncharacterized. The record is from RefSeq and is a predicted model, not a curated record. Bases 1 to 999 code for a protein of 332 amino acids. NCBI's taxonomy places the organism in Eukaryota, Viridiplantae, Streptophyta, Magnoliopsida, Asterales, Asteraceae. The transcript has 7 exons.
AUGGAUAAAAACCGUGUUACUUUCUUAAACAAUCUUGAUUGGAGAUCCAAGUUGUUUACCAUCAAGGUCAAUGUGUUAAGACUUUGGAUUCCUGUGAAUCCAAAGAGAGAAGGAGAAACCCUUGGUAUUGAGAUGGUGGUCAUGGAUGAGCAGGGGACCCGGAUGCAGGCUACUGUUUCGAGCAAGUUUAUGAAAAAACAUGAAAUUUUGCUUAAUGAACAUGAGUGUUAUUACAUAUAUAAAUCUCAACUUUCCGUCAUUAUGUCAAAUUUGAAACACUUUGAGAAGGAACAUGCUAUUAGCUUAAACUUUGAUACAUCAGUUAAAAAGUGUGAGAAUUUUUAUGGAAGUGUAUAUUGUAUUCGGUUAGUAUCGUUUGAGUCCAUAAAAGCUGGUGAAGUCGAUGUCAAGUAUCGACUUGAUGAGUGGUCUGAACCAGAAGUGACCAAAAUAAAGAUGGGAAAAGAUAGCAAAUACAUGAACAUGCAAUUGCUAGAUGAAGAGGGAAUCAAGUUAAAGUGCACUUUAUGGGAUGAGUAUUGCGAUCAGAUGUUUGGUUACAUUCAGAGCCAUAAAGAAGAAGUUGAUGUUGUUCUGCUUGUGCAGUUUGGUAGUUUCUACAAGUAUAAAGGGAAGAUAAUGCUAUCUAAUGCUUUCCAAAUAACCAGGUUGUUUAUCAAUCCUGACAUAGAGGAGAUUCGGUCCUUUAGAACAAAGUUUGUUGAGAAGAUAUGUAAAACAUCGUCUAAUGGUCAGAAAUCUAUUGGUUCAUCUGGAAACAUCAGUCUUGCGGAUGACUUUUUAUUCAAGCAUCCUUUUUCCAAUUUCCUUGAUAUUACCCUGUUGGAUAAGCCUUGUGAGCUCAUAGUUCAUGGUUUGAUCAUGAGUGUGGAUGAUAAAGAUGAUUGGUACUAUGUUGGUUGUGAUCAGUGCAAUCGAAAGGUGGAGACAACAUUUGUCAUUGAGGAAGCUGAAGACGGUGCUGAGGAACCAAAGUGA